This is a messenger RNA of Lindgomyces ingoldianus, 1326 nucleotides long. Its product is annotated as TPR-like protein. The record is from RefSeq and is a predicted model, not a curated record. Bases 1 to 1326 code for a protein of 441 amino acids. NCBI's taxonomy places the organism in Eukaryota, Fungi, Ascomycota, Dothideomycetes, Pleosporales, Lindgomycetaceae. Gene Ontology annotation, molecular function: protein binding. The transcript has a single exon.
AUGGCCUCGAGAUUUCUGGAGAAUUUCGGCAAAUUCAGUGAUGCUGAGAGAUUGCUCCAACGAGCCUUGGACUGGCAGACCCAGAGUACAGAUCCGCAAGAUCCCCUCAUUUUAGAUAUGAAGGGACGUAAAGGAGAGCUAUUGGGUUGUCAGAGCCGAUUCAGAGAGGCCGAAAUUAUGUUCCGCGAAGUGGAAGAGGCACACGCGGCACGACAGACUGGCGAUACGCCAAAUAGAAUCCGCAAUCUUAUCAACAUUGCAGAAGUACUCUCUGAUCAAGUAAAAUACGAGGAAUCAGAGAAACGGUAUCGCGAGGUGAUUGCGAGGGCGAAAGACUCGCCAGAGCUCCGAUUCAACUAUUUGCUUAGUCGGAACAACCUGGCAUUCGUGCUUCGACGGCGGAACAAAUUUGAAGAGGCAGAGAGAAUCUACCGCGACCUGAUAGCAAUCCGAGAAGCCGAAGCAGGAUUCGAGCAUCCGGAUACGCUUAUGAAUUAUAGCAAUCUCGCUAUUGUUUUGAGCGACAUGGGGAAGUUGAAAGAAAGUGUGGAAAUAAACCAGCGAUGCUACUCUACGGGACUUCGAACGCACGGUGCCUACCAUCCAUGGACCUUACUCAGUGGAAGUAACCUUGGUAUUCAGCUUUACGAUGUUGGUCGAGCUGAAGAGGCGGAGGGAUUGCUUCGGAAGGUUCUGUCUCAAGCAGAAAGAGUAUUUGGGAGAGAUCACCCAAGAGUAAUGCAUACUCUCGAUAGUCUUGCUCUUGUAUUACUUCAGCAGGGCAGAAUACAUGAGGCUUUGGAAGCAGCCGAGCGAGCAGUCCUAAAUCGCGGAAUCAUUUUGGAUCAUGCUCACCCGACCCUGCUUCGAAGUCAGAGUACAUUGGCACGAAUCUUGCAAGCACAUGGCAGACUACAUGAAGCUGAGCGAAUCCUUAGAACGGUCCUGACUGAGCUUGAAAGGAUCUUUGGGAAGGGUAGCAUAUUCCCCCUCGAGGUACGAUACGAUUACGGAUGCGUUCUUCGGGACUUAUACAACGGAGAGGAAGCUAAAGAAUUUUUCCAAUCAUUGUGGAUGACGAGCGAGGAGGCUUUAGGCAAGAACCAUCCGCGUACCUUACUGGCAUCAGUAGAAUAUGCAAUCUCACUGGAACCUCAAGUUCGAGGUCAAGAAGCCAGAAACGUCCUCCUGAAUGCUACACACGGCCUUCACAACUCCCUCGAUCCUGGCCACCCAAUCUUUGACAGAAUUGCAGUAGCUGACUUGGCUCUGCAAUCUGGGAUAGGAGGAAGGGAUGCGGAAACGCCGAACAUCUCCGAACUGUAG